Penicillium brasilianum is the source of this 1178-nucleotide messenger RNA. Lineage: Eukaryota; Fungi; Ascomycota; Eurotiomycetes; Eurotiales; Aspergillaceae. The record is from the annotation of a GenBank genome assembly.
GUCCUCCUCCUCCUCCUCCUCCUCCUUCUAUUGACAUUUUCACACCAUCCGCAAUGUCCGACCAGUUCGACCGCAAUCUUUACAUUGGCUGCAAAGCCUAUAACGGCCUAGAAACAAGUUAUGGCUAUGUUCCUACGAGUUCUGCCGGUACUGCCUUCUGUGUGCUCUUCGGAUUGUCGAUGUUCGCUCACGUCAUCCAAUUCUGCUGGAAACGAACGUGGUGGUGCAGUGUAUUUGCAGUAGGAUCCUUUGUUGAACUGCUUGGAUGGGCUGCUCGUAGGUGGAGCGCGGAUUGCCCCUAUAAUUCCAAUGCAUUCAUGAUUCAAAUCUCAACAUUGAUCAUCGCCCCUGUCUUUUUUACCGCCGGCAUCUACAUACUCCUAGGUCGCUACAUCCAAGUAUUCGGCAAAGAGACUUCAUUCCUCACACCAAAGCUCUACCUCUGGAUCUUUUGCACCUGCGACGUGAUCUCGCUCGUCAUCCAAGCUGCAGGUGGUGGCAUUGCCAGCUCUCAAUCCGGCAAGCCGAAUGGAAACCCGGAGCCAGGUACUCACACCAUGGUCGCCGGUAUCGUCUUCCAGCUAGUCUCGAUUUCAGUCUUUGUCUACUGCUGCAUCGACUUCUUUCUACGCAUCAAGCGCUUCGGGCAGCUUAAGAUGUUCACCCACGGCCCGCUAGCAGCACUUACGAGUGCGAUGAUUCUUUCCGUGGUUUGCAUAUACAUUCGGAGUAUCUACCGUGUCGUUGAAUUGGCUCAAGGCUGGACUGGUUAUUUAAUUACUCAUGAGUCCUACUUCAUUGGUCUUGACGGUGUGAUGAUGUUUCUUGCCGUUGGAGUCUUCAACGUGUGUCACCCAGGCUGGUUGUUGCCCUCGGAGGCUGAGACGAGUUUGCCUCAAUAUCGCAGAUCUUCCGCCAAAUCGGAUGUUGAGAUGAUACGUCCGCAUGUGUGAAAGUAGUCGCACGGCUUGUGGUCUGAAUACCAAUUGAUCAGUGGGGAAUCUACUUUAAUUAUCUUCAAGUUGGACAUCAAGGGGCUUUGACGUUAUAUGGGUUCAAAAGGAGGGUACUUGCGACGCAUGCAUACUAGUGAUGAAUUGCCUAUGUUUUGAUUUUUCGAUUGCAGUUUUUUGGUAGAAGCUUUAGAAUCAUCUAAGUCUCUUAUUUCAUGUUUCGGC